Molecule: messenger RNA, 1644 nt
Organism: Lathyrus sativus (Indian pea)
Lineage: Eukaryota; Viridiplantae; Streptophyta; Magnoliopsida; Fabales; Fabaceae
Source: the annotation of a GenBank genome assembly
AUGGGAUUACUUCUCAUCUUGUUUGUCUUUCUGGCUUCUCUUCUUUCGGCGUUAACUCAAAAAGUUGAAAACGGUUUGAUUAGAGUAGAUGGAGUUCGAGCAAUUGCUGAAAAUGAUGAUAAUUUCAUUUGUGCUACUAUUGAUUGGUGGCCUCAUGAUAAAUGCGACUACAGUUAUUGCCCGUGGGAAUCUUCGUCUGUUUUGAAUUUGGAUUUGUCUAAUCCUAUUCUCGCAAAGGCGAUACAAGCUCUGAAACCUUUGAGGAUAAGAAUCGGAGGUUCUUUGCAAGACCAAGUGGUGUAUGAUGUAGGAAGGUUGAAGAUUCCUUGUCGACCGUUUCAGAAGAUGGAGGGUGGAUUGUUUGGAUUUUCAAAAGGAUGUUUACACAUGAAAAGGUGGAAUCAACUGAAUCAUUUUUUUAACAACACAGGGGCCGUUGUGACUUUUGGCUUGAAUGCACUCUUUGGAAGACAUAAAAUUAUCCAGAAAGUUUGGGGAGGAAAUUGGGACCCUACAAAUGCUUAUGAUUUCAUAAACUACACUAUUUCAAAGGGACACAAAAUUGAUUCAUGGGAAUUUGGUAAUGAGUUAAGUGGUAAAGGCAUUGCUGCAAGUGUUGGUGCUGUUCAAUAUGGGAGAGACUUGAUAAAGCUUAAGCAAAAUUUAAACACACUAUACAAGAACACCGAGUUCAAACCUUCACUUAUAGCACCUGGAGGAUUCUAUGAAAAGGAAUGGUUUGAUCAGCUUCUUCAGGUUUCAGGUCCUGGCGUUGUCGACGUGAUGACUCAUCAUAUAUAUAAUUUGGGACCAGGUAGUGAUCAGCAUCUUGAAAAUAAGAUUCUAGAUCCUGCGCAAUUGAGCAAUGUGGAAUCUCUAUUUAGCAAUCUUUCAGAAACUAUUCAGAAAUACGGACCUUGGUCGGCUGCUUGGGUUGGAGAAGCCGGGGGAGCAUUCAACAGUGGUGGUCGAUAUGUUUCUAACACAUUCGUGAAUAGCUUUUGGUACUUGGAUCAACUUGGACUUUCAUCCAGAUACAACACUAAGGUCUAUUGCAGGCAGACCUUAAUUGGAGGAAACUAUGGCCUUCUUAAUACCACCACUUUCACUCCCAAUCCUGAUUAUUACAGUGCACUACUAUGGCAUCAGCUUAUGGGGAAAACUGUUCUUGCAGCUUCUAGCGAUGUUUUUUCGCCAUUUCUACGCACUUAUGCCCAUUGUUCAAAAGGAAGAGAUGGAGUAACACUGUUGCUAAUCAACUUAAGCAAUCAGACUAAUUUCAUACUCAAUGUUCAUGACCGCGCGAAUGCCAGUAAUGGAGGAAACGACGCUAAAAGUAGCAUCCAAGCAGAUCAUUCGUCCUUCAAUCAUCUCAAAAGGGCGUUUGCUUGGGUUGGAACAAAAGGAUCAGAUGUCACAUUCAGGGAGGAGUAUCACUUAACUUCAAAAAAUGAUUACCUUAGAAGCAAAACCAUGUUGCUGAAUGGUAAUCCACUAAAGUUAACAGAUGAUGGAGAAAUUCCUAGAUUGGAUCCAGUUCUCAAUAGUGUACAUUCUCCAAUAUCUGUUGCUCCUUUAUCUAUUGUUUUUAUUGUAUACCCCAAUUUUGAUGCUCCAGCUUGCUUUAGAAACAGUAAACUUUAA